ACGUCGUUGUGCUGGUAGUGUCGGUGCGUGGCCCCGCGUUCCUCUUUAUCCGUAUAUCAUUGACCCCUACGUUGUUCCGAAGAGAGCACGUGCACGUGAAGUUGUUUUAAAGAACAUUUUAAAGACAUUUGGUCUAGAUCUGCGUGGUCUCUUCUGUCCCAGCGGUUCUGGAUCCACCUGGAUGUUGAGUGCGCGGGCUCUGUUUGGGAUCAGCUUCCUCGUGACCUCCCGGGCCGCGGCUCAGACAUGUCCGCUGUCUGCUGCAGCUAACAACCACGAGAAGGACGGCUUCACUGGCAGAGCGGCAUCCCCCAUGGCCCAGACCAUCAAGUACCUCGGGCAGGAGGAAGCCCAGCACAUUGAUGAGGAGCUCUUUAGUGAGUACGGCUUCAGCGUGGACCAGCUGAUGGAGCUGGCUGGACUCAGCUGUGCCACAGCCAUCGGCCGGGCUUACCCCAUCACCUCCCUGGUCAAGGCCAGACCUUCUCUGCUGGUGAUCUGUGGACCUGGUAACAACGGCGGCGACGGCCUGGUCUGUGCACGACACCUCAAACUCUUCGGUUACGAGCCCACCGUCCUGUACCCGAAGAGGCCCAACAAGCCUCUGUUCCAGGGCCUGACCACGCAGUGCCAGAAGAUGGAGAUCCCCUUCCUGACCGAGAUGCCUGAGGCCGCGGUGAUCGACGAGGCGUACGACCUGGUGGUGGACGCCAUCUUCGGCUUCAGCUUCAAGGGCGCGGUGCGAGAGCCUUUUGGUUCCAUCCUGGACGUGUUGAAGAAGACGACGGCGCCCGUCGCCAGCAUCGACAUCCCCUCAGGGUGGGAUGUGGAGAAGGGCAGCGCGGAUGGACUGCAGCCCGACAUGCUCAUCUCCCUCACGGCUCCCAAGAAGUCCGCCCGCUUGUUCAGGGGGCGGUACCACUACCUGGGAGGCCGGUUUGUGCCCCCGGGCCUGGAGAGGAAGUACCAGCUCAACCUGCCUCAGUACCCGGGCCUGGACUGUGUGUUACGGCUGUGAGGGCUGAUGCACUAGGGGGGGGGGGGGAUGAGGAUGAGAGGAAGAGUGUCGUCUUUCAACACGAUGGGGGGGGGAAUAAUUCUCAUCCAGCUCUGGCGUGAGAGUAGUACGAGUCCAACCUUCUAUAUCAAAUACAAAUGUUGGGUAUUUGAUCCGUUCCCAUUCAGUGGAUGCAGGUGGCUCUGAAUCCAAUAUGGUGCAUACAAUAGAGCUUUAAUAAAUCUGAGGAUGAUUCUUUUGUUCGUGUGAAAGCGGCGGUUGGCCUCCGCUUCACAAAAUUAAAAACAAACAAAAAGAUGA
This is a messenger RNA of Pseudoliparis swirei, 1318 nucleotides long. It is a transcript of the gene naxe, whose product is annotated as NAD(P)HX epimerase. Bases 182 to 1018 code for a protein of 278 amino acids. Lineage: Eukaryota; Metazoa; Chordata; Actinopteri; Perciformes; Liparidae. Gene Ontology annotation, cellular component: mitochondrion. The record is from RefSeq and is a predicted model, not a curated record. The transcript has 7 exons. Gene Ontology annotation, molecular function: NAD(P)HX epimerase activity.